Talaromyces stipitatus ATCC 10500 is the source of this 1563-nucleotide messenger RNA. Its product is annotated as oxidoreductase, acting on the CH-OH group of donors, NAD or NADP as acceptor. The transcript is spliced from 3 exons. The coding region runs from base 56 to 1378 and encodes 440 amino acids. NCBI's taxonomy places the organism in Eukaryota, Fungi, Ascomycota, Eurotiomycetes, Eurotiales, Trichocomaceae. The record is from RefSeq and is a predicted model, not a curated record. Gene Ontology annotation, molecular function: oxidoreductase activity; NAD binding; NADP binding.
AAGGUCACCAAAGUUGAGAUCAGGACCACACUGGAGUCACCUGGGAAAUACAAUCAUGACUUCCAAAAAGCCUGAGAUUGGCUUCGUCGGCCUUGGUGCCAUGGGAUUUGGAAUGGCCUCCAAUCUAGUCAAGCAAGGAUAUCCCGUCAAAGGCUACGACGUCUUUCCUUCAUCAGUGGAGCGAUUCAAAGCUGCUGGUGGAAUUCCGGCAGCUUCUUUGAGGGAUUCGGCGGAGGGAAAGCAGUACUAUAUCUGCAUGGUCGCAUCGCCACCUCAAGUACAGGAUGUGUUGUUCAAUCUAGAAACGGGAAUUAUAGGUGUACUCCCCAAAGGUGCGACAUUUCUGCUUUGUUCCACGGUUUCAUCAGCAUACGCUCAAUCGGUCGAGAAAGAAUUCAAAGCCCGCGGAAGAGACGAUAUACUGUUCAUUGAUAGCCCGGUAUCUGGCGGAGCUGGUCGUGCAGCCGACGGGACACUAUCAAUAAUGGCUGGUGGAAGCCCGGCUGCCCUUUCUCAAGGGCACUUUCUUCUUCAGGAAAUGUCCGAUGCGAAGAAACUGUACUUGGUGCCGGGUGGGAUUGGGGCAGGUAGUAAUAUGAAAAUGGUACAUCAAGUUCUUGCGGCUAUCCACAUUGCUGGUGUUAGCGAAUCUAUGGGACUUGCGGCACGAUUGGGAUUAGACGCUUAUGUCGUCAAGGAUGCAAUCAUCAACUCGGAUGCAUGGACAUGGAUGCAUGAAAAUCGUAUCAAGAGGAUGUUAGAAGAAGAUUGGAAUCCAGGAGCAAGUGCCAUGACAAUCAUUCUCAAAGACGUGGGUAUCAUCACAUCUACUGCGAGACUACACAAAUUCCCGACACCAUUAGCAUCGUCUGCAGAACAACUCUAUCUAACGAGCCUUGUCCACGGAUAUGGUCCCAAGGAUGAUUCGUCACUUGUUCGUAUGUAUUUCCCAGACCCGAUCGUCAAUGUGAAGUGUACUCUAUCACCAGAAGAGACAUCACGAAGAGUUCAAAUGGUCAUCAAGUGCAUGCAAUAUACAAACAUUGUUGCAGCAGCUGAAGCUGUUGCUUUCGCGCGGUACCUGAAUGUGGACAUGAAACAAUUCUAUGACCUGGUCAUCAACGCCGCUGGUGGAAGCAGGAUGUUUAACACACUUGGGGUGACAAUGGGCGAAGGGAUACUGAAGGAGAAAGCGCCGGAGGGAACAUUGAGCAUUGACGAUAUUGUCAACGAGCUUAGUGCUAUUGUGCAAGAAGCGAGGGACUCAUUUACACCCUUGCACCUAGCUACCGAAGCAUUAACUCAGUACCUUGUCGCACAACGACGUGGAUGGGGAUCUGAGGCGGCGACGAGUAUCAUCAGGGUAUGGGAGAACUAGAUAAUCCAGCAAAUAAUGUGAGACUGGUUAGUGCUGUAAUUGAACAGAUUAUGUGUGUUUCACUAUUCUCCUAUUUUAAGUCUACACAUAGCAAUGACGGGACCUCAAUUCAGAGAUGGUUUAUCAAUCUACCGGCUAUUUGAAGACACAAACAUCCUUUAUAAGAAUACUACAAAUUUUAAGCC